AUGGCGUCCGGAUCUUCAGGUCGGGUAAACUCAGGCUUCGAUUUCGGACCCGAUGAUAUCCUCCGCUCUUACGACGACUUCACCAACCAAGACUCCUCUAACGGCUCCAACUCCGAUCCUUCCCUCUCCGCUACCAACAAGGAGUUUCACAAGACUAGGAUGGCGAGAUCAUCGGUGUUCCCUACGAGCUCGUACGGUCCACCAGAGGAUUCUUUGAGCCAAGACGUUACUGCUACUGUUGAAAGAACCAUGAAGAAGUAUACUGAUAACGUGAUGCGUUUUCUCGAAGGCAUUAGCUCACGUUUGUCUCAGCUUGAAUUGUAUUGUUACAAUCUUGAUAAGACGAUUGGUGAAAUGAAAUCGGAUUUGAGUCGGGAUAAUGAGGAGGCUGAUGGCAAGCUUAGAUCUAUGGAGAAACAUCUCCAAGAGGUGCGUAGGUCGGUACAGAUUCUUAGAGACAAACAGGAGUUGGCUGAUACUCAGAAGGAUUUGGCGAGGCUUCAGGUUGUGCAGAAAGAUUCGUCUUCUCCGUCUCACUCUCAGAAGAGUGAGGAGCCUGUUGUAGAGUCUAAGAAGAGUGAGAGCAACACCUCUGAUGCACGUAACAAUCAGCUUGCACUUGCUUUGCCUCACCAAGUAACUCCACAACCACCAGCGCCGCCACAACCACAGCAGCAACAGUACUACAUGCCUCCUGCUCCACAGGUUCAAAACACUCCUCCACCAGUUCCUGCACCACCGGCGCAGACUCAGUUCAUGCCGCCACCUCCUGCUCCAGCUCACCCAAGCUCAGCACAAACUCAGUCGUUCCCGCAGUACCAGCAAAACUGGCCUCCUCAGCCGCCGCAGGCGAGGCCACAGUCCAGUGGAGGCUACCCAACAUACUCGCCUGCACCACCAAGCAACCAAGCUCCAGUUGAACCAUCGCCAAGCAGCAUGCAGAUGCAAUCACAAUACGGUGGUCCUCCUCAGCAAGCAAUGCAAGGUUACGGAUACGGUGCGCCACCACCUCCAUCACAGGCUCCUCAGCAGACGAAGAUGUCUUAUAACCCCCAGACAGGCGAUGGGUAUCUACCUUCAGGACCUCCUCCUCCUCCUGGGUAUGCCAAUGCCAUGUAUGAAGGUGGGCGGAUGCAAUACCCACCACAUCAGCCUCCUCCUCCUCCGCAGCAAGGCCAUUACAUGCAAGGCCCACAAGGAGGUGGCUACCCUCCUCAGCAGCAUCAACAAGGUGGUGGUAACAACACAGGGACACCACCUCCUGUUCUAAGAUCAAAAUAUGGUGAACUGAUAGAGAAGCUAGUGAGCAUGGGUUUCAGAGGAGAGCACGUGAUGAGCGUGAUUCAGAGGAUGGAGGAGAGUGGCCAGCCUAUAGAUUUCAACGCACUGCUUGACAGAUUGAGUGCGCAGUCCUCAGGAGGGCCUCCUCCCAGAGGGUGGUGA
Molecule: messenger RNA, 1443 nt
Organism: Eruca vesicaria subsp. sativa (arugula)
Lineage: Eukaryota; Viridiplantae; Streptophyta; Magnoliopsida; Brassicales; Brassicaceae
Source: the annotation of a GenBank genome assembly